This is a messenger RNA of Bombina bombina (fire-bellied toad), 5922 nucleotides long. Its product is annotated as transmembrane 9 superfamily member 2. The transcript is spliced from 20 exons. Bases 211 to 2163 code for a protein of 650 amino acids. The record is from RefSeq and is a predicted model, not a curated record. Gene Ontology annotation, biological process: protein localization to membrane. Gene Ontology annotation, cellular component: membrane. NCBI's taxonomy places the organism in Eukaryota, Metazoa, Chordata, Amphibia, Anura, Bombinatoridae.
CAUGUUGCCAGUGUGUCGUCGCUAGCACCGUGUCUAGAGAUUACCUUUACGGCGCUUUGCUGUCAGUAUGGAGUAGCCGUGAGCGCGCACGUCACGCCUGUCGUUAGUGUCACACGUUGCGUAGUACCAGGCACUUAGCAGCAGGUUGGCGUCAAUUCGGAGCUUCUACAAUCAGCUGACAUCCCUGACUGUCUAGGAUCCUCAGCAAGGAUGGUUUCCACCCUGGCAGGGAAAGGCCCUGUAUUAGCGUUUGCAACUUUGUUCUCUGUUUGUUGUAGUGGGUUUUAUCUCCCGGGUUUAGCUCCAGUUAGUUUCUGUGAUGAAAGCAACCAUGCGGAGAACUGCAAGUCGAAAAUUGAGCUGUUUGUUAACCGCCUGGAUUCCGUGGAAUCAGUUUUGCCAUACGAAUAUGAUGCGUUUGACUUUUGUAAAGAUGAGAAAGAAAUCCGUCCUUCUGAAAAUCUUGGACAAGUUCUGUUUGGAGAAAGAAUUGAAUCCUCACCAUACAAGUUUACGUUUAAUAAAAAUGAGACCUGCAAGAAAGUUUGUACUAAACAAUAUAAACCCAAAGAUAAUAUCAAUCUCCUGGAAUUCAUAAAGAAAGGAAUAAAACUCAAUUAUCAACAUCACUGGAUCAUAGAUAACAUGCCGGUGACUUGGUGCUAUGAUGUGGAGGAUGGACAAAAAUAUUGCAGUCCUGGAUUUCCUAUAGGUUGUGCAGUUACUUCAGAUGGGAGAGCAAAAGAUGCAUGUGUUAUCAGUACAGAUUUUAACAGAAAAGACACUUGCUACCUCUUCAAUCAUGUUGAUAUUACAAUAACCUAUCAUAGUGGUAAAGGAGAAAAUUGGGAUGGUGCCAGAUUGGUUACUGCAAGACUUGAACCAAAAAGCUACAAACACAGUGAAGAUAAUUUAAAUUGUGGUGGUCCUCCCAUGGAAAUCCCACAGGAACUUAAGAGUAAUCUUGAUGUGAUCUACACCUAUUCUGUGAUAUUCCAAGAAAAUAAUACAAUUAAGUGGGCUUCUCGAUGGGAUUAUAUUCUGGAAUCCAUGCCUCAUACAAAUAUUCAGUGGUUUAGUAUAAUGAAUUCUCUGGUCAUCGUUCUCUUUCUGUCUGGUAUGGUGGCAAUGAUAAUGUUAAGAACUCUUCAUAAGGAUAUUGCAAGAUACAAUCAGAUUGAUUCAUCUGAGGAUGCUCAAGAAGAAUUUGGUUGGAAGCUAGUCCAUGGGGAUAUUUUUCGCCAACCAAAAAAAGGAAUGUUGCUUUCUGUUUUUCUGGGUCAGGGAACCCAAAUUUUCAUUAUGACGUUUAUUACAUUAUGUAAGCUAUGUCUGUUAUUCCUCCUUCCAGUAAACAGGGGGAGCUAUAUGGACAGCUCUGCUGUAGUGUGGGUUCUCAUGGGCAAUGUAAAACCGACACUUGCCCAGAAUUUUCACAAAGCAUUUGGUGGUGAGAAAUGGAAAACCAAUGUAUUAAUGACAGCACUUUUAUGCCCUGGAAUCAUUUUUGCUGAUUUCUUUGUAAUGAAUAUAAUAUUAUGGGCAAAAGGAUCAUCAGCUGCAAUUCCAUUUGGGACGCUAGUAGCUGUGUUGGCUAUGUGGUUUGGUAUUUCAGUGCCCUUGACAUUUGUUGGAGCAUAUUUUGGAUUUAAAGAAAGGCCCAUUGAACAUCCAGUUCGUACAAAUCAAAUUCCACGUCAAAUUCCAGUGCAGUCAUUUUUUACAAAACCAUUCCCAGGCAUCAUCAUGGGGGGCAUACUACCAUUUGGCUGCAUUUUUAUUCAGCUGUUUUUUAUCCUCAACAGUAUUUGGUCUCAUCAAAUGUACUAUAUGUUUGGCUUCCUGUUCCUUGUGUUUAUAAUACUCCUGAUCACGUGUUCAGAGGCUACUAUAUUGCUUUGUUAUUUCCAUCUAUGUGCAGAGGAUUACCACUGGUGGUGGAGGUCAUUUCUUACUAGUGGAUUCACUGCAGUUUAUCUUUUUAUAUAUGCAGUUCAUUAUUUCUACUCUAAGCUUCAAAUCAUAGGAACUGCAAGCACCAUUUUGUACUUUGGAUAUACAAUGAUUAUGGUCUUAAUUUUUUUUCUUUUCACUGGAACCAUUGGAUUUUUUUCCUGCUACUGGUUUGUAAAGAAGAUAUAUAGUGUUGUAAAGGUGGAUUAAGCAAGACUGACUUACUCAACGGCAGCACAUACUUAUUUCUUCGAAAUUGCUUUUGUUUAAAGACAUUGAAAUGCAGCUGGUGUUUGUAUGGUACAAAAAAAGACUUUCUGCAGAGAAGAGCACUUUGAGAAAUCGUGUUUACAACAUACGUCCAAGUUCUCUAUUUCCCCACGUUUUUACGUAUAUUAAAUUACUGCAAAUACACGAAUAUGAACUUCAGAAUGUUCUACAAAGGCUUCAUAUAUUCCAUACCAAAAUUGUUCACCUCCUGAGAUUACAAUCUUGGUUAUUGCUACCAUUUUGAAAUAACAAAAGACAACAUAUAUGUAAGAUCAUUGAUGCUGCAUACAUUGUAUUUAUUUAAUAUUCUUGUGUUAUAAGUCAUCACUGUUUGGUAUAUAACUUUAUGCUGCUUGGAGUAGGAAGAACUCUUCAGAAGUCUUUGGGACUCCUCAUGCCUUCCCAUCCUUAUACCCUCAUCUAGCUUUAGUUUUCAUAUUCCUGUUUUAGGUAUGUUAGCAUGGGAUUUAACUCUGCUAUAUUCUGUCUUUACCAUUUAAAAUUUCCCUAGAAUAUGUUGACAUGGCAUUGAGUGAGUGAGGCACUGGUGGACGUUUCAGUGCUUUCCACUUUUACUGUGCACCUUGUGAGCCUGGCCCUUUUACUUGUUGUGCACCAGGCAGACACAGGCUGUGACCUCUUAGUACAGUUAACUGAUGCUAUAAAGUAUCUGGCCACCCAGUGACCCUCUGUCAGGUCUUGCGAUGCACCCCCCACUGACACAGAAGAGGGUGUCUAGUUUUACCUCCGUUGGCUUAUUGGACUGUGGUUGGAUCAUGCUUUUUGCUUCCUUUAAUGGCCUACCACCAACAGCUUUUUCUUUAUAAAAGCAGUCAAAGAUUGAAUUUGCAUUGUUCUAGUAAUUUUUCUCACACAGUACUUUGUGUUGUUAGUCCCUGUUAUCCCCAUUGGUUUCCAGACAUCCCAGUUCUGUUCCAUACGCACUGUUUGGGCACCUUCCUUUAGAUUAGACCUAAUUAAUGGGAGAAGAGUUUAAUUUUUGUGCAAUUAAAUAAACUACUCUUGCCAUGUCAGUUGAGUUAAUGCUUGGUGGAAUGCUUUUCCACUUAUAGGUAUUUUUAUUCAGAAUUUAGAGGCUGUUGUCUCAACUUUGCAGCAGAAAUGCUGUCUACCACAUAUACUGUGCCUGGCUCAAUACUGUAACAAGGUUGUAGAUUCACAGCAUUAGACAUUUCAUGAGCUUCUUCAGCAACCUCUGGUGUACUCUUAUAUUAGCAGAAUUACUACUCCUUUAUUUAGGUGUGGGUUAUUUACCAGAUUUAUUUUAGUGGAGGAAAUAGUAUAUGCUUUUGUGUUUCUUGUACUUUGAUAUUAGCUUAUUUUCAUCUUAAGUAUACUGCUUAUUUGGAUUGUUACAGAUUUCCCAAAAUGAUAUGGUUUUUGGAAUUGACAUGAGUUGACCACUCCUGACUUUUUCUCCUUCUUAAAGGGACACUCAAUUGUAUUAUUUUGGAUAUAUUGUAGUAGAAAAAGCAUGUAUUGUAUUUAUGAGAGAAUUAAAGCAAAAAAGAAAUAUAAGACUAGAACUCCUGUGGGUGAAUAUAUGUCAUCAGUCGCACCUUGAUGCAGGCCCUUUAUUCUUAUAGUGAAUUGGCCAUAUCUACCACCCCAUGGAAAGUAAACAGAUCAUACUCCCUCACUUUGCUUUAGAUUUUUCACACUGCAUUAUGACAGGUCUUGUAAUGCUACACUUAGCUUGCCCCUCUUAUAGGUUUUAGAUUUGAUAGGAUUUUUUAUUGCAUACAUUAAUUAUUAAAAGUUUCUUUUUUGACUUUUCAUACAGACAAACUGGGUUUUAUGUUUUUGAUCAAUGGCACUGACAACUCUAAAAUAUAUCUCUUUAAUGUAGCUCUGUUAGUCAAAUAUGAUACCACUGACAGAUAUACAAUUGUAAGGCCACUUUACAAGAGAUUUUGUCUUUUACACAGUUGUUAGUCACAGUGAUUUUGUUCACUCCUGCGGAGAAGUUUUCUGCAACCUAACAGUAGUCAGUGUGUUUGGGUUGUGUUUUGAAAUUCUUUCAUUGUCCAUGGAAGGUGGUUUUGAAAGAGAAACAACAUAAAUGUCCAAAAACAUCCUUUUAGAUGGUUUGUUACUGACCAUGUGAGGAUAUUAAGUGAGAUGCACUUUAUGAACAAGCAUCCCUGAAGGUUUUAAUUUAGAUUCAGAUCUGAUCAACUUUUGGUAAUAAAGUAAUAGAAGUUUUUUUCCCCCUCUGAAGAGUAAAUCUAAUGUUGGGGCUAUUUUUUUGUUAGCCACAUUCCAAAAUGUGUUUCUUAGCUUUGUUUCCAUAGGUCAAGGUCAUUAGUUUCUAUGUUUAAAUUCAUGUGCCCCUUUUUUUUUUCUUGUUGUCUGCAUUGUCCCAAUUCUCGUGAUUUGAACAGUAGUUUUUCCCAUCAAAUCUUGUUAUUUUUAUCAACAUUUUGCCAGGUUUCAGUUUGUUUUUGUGAUUGAGGUUUGGUUUAUUAUCACGGUCUGCUACAUAGGUUACUCUGUUUCUCAGCUGGUAGUUGUCAGUCUGAUGACAUUCUUUGUCUUUUUUCAUACUAGGUUUUUCAAGAUCAUGUAGUAGAAAGACACUAACGCAUGCACAAAUUAACCAUUCAGAUCACUCCAGGAAUAAAUUGCUCUUGAUUAUGUUUAUUGCAUCUGCUGUUGCAAAUCAGAGCCAGAUGUAAAUAGCAAGGUCAGACAAGUCUGCACCAUACCUAUAUAUGGUAAUGUAUGUCUAAUCCAGCCAUUUAGAGGAGUAAAAACUAAUUUAGGAAGAGCAGGCACAAUAUACACUGUGAACAUUUUUACUAUAAUAAGUUAAAUUAUGGGUUCAGUUUAAUGUCUUUUUAACCAUUUUAUGUUUAACCUCCCUUUAUAUCUACAUCUAUUUUUUUAGUGAUGACUUAACAAGAUGCUUCUUAUCUGUGUGGGUCAUGUAUGUUAUUUUCCCUGAAACUUUCCUGAGUAAAGUUGUCUUUCUUCUCUCACCAAUUAUGGUUCUCUUGUCUUUAUAUAUAACUAUACCCAACAUGACAGGGAGGACUAUUUAGACUUCUGAGUUUACCUUAUCCAAAUAACAUACAGAUAUAUACCUACCAGUUAUUUAGCCGUGUGUUGACUGAUUUAUUGGUAAGUAUACAUCUUAUUUCAACCAGUUAAUUAUCAAUCCACUACUGUGCCUUUCAGAGACCAAAAUUCAGUAAUUGAUUUAUGAAUAGUAAAUCAUUUUGUCCAUUCAAAUUAUGUUGCAAUGUCUACAGAAAGCUUUUAUACACUUUCUUUUUUAUUUUAAUUUAAAAUUAUUCUACAUUUUUAUCUGGUUUCUUUGUUUUUAUCACUGUAUGUUGCAAGUGUAUGCUGGUUGUGCCGAGUAUAGAAUAUGAAAUGUAUCUUUUUAUGGAUUACUAUGGAAGAUUUAGUCAAGGAGAUCAAUUGCUUUCCUACACUUGGUGUGGCUGGUUCCUCAGACUGUAAGAACAUUAGUACUGGCUUGCAAGUUUUAUAGAAUAAAAUGGGUUGCUUUCUACAGACCAAACGUGGCAUGAAAUUUCAGCAAUGCAAAUGUCUUGUGAAAUAAAAGUCCUCAGUACAGAACCUUAAUUGUGCUAGUAUGGGAUUAAAUUAUACUGCCUUACAACUGUUUAACCUAGCGAUAAUAAAAUUUGUUGCAUUGAUUGUAUAGUA